Messenger RNA from Trichomonas vaginalis G3, 1674 nucleotides. RefSeq lists its product as uncharacterized. The transcript has a single exon. The record is from RefSeq and is a predicted model, not a curated record. The coding region runs from base 1 to 1674 and encodes 557 amino acids. NCBI's taxonomy places the organism in Eukaryota, Parabasalia, Trichomonadida, Trichomonadidae.
AUGAAUGAUCCUCACCUUGCGGGGAUCCAAGCAUCAUUAUUAGAAAAGGAUAACAAAUUAAAGCAGCUCAAGGAACAACUUAGCUCACUCACAGAAGAAUUUGAAUCUAAUUGGAAUCAAAUUGCUGAAAAAGAUAACCAAAUUGAGCAACUAAAGAACCAAAUUGCAAGUGCAAAGGCAGAAUUCGAAACACAGCAAGCUGCAGUAGAAUCUUCUAAUUACUUACUGAAACAAGCAAGUGAAAGAUUAACAAAUUUAACAUCAAAAGUUACAUCAAUUCAAGAUAACAUGCAUAACUUACAAAUGGAAAUCAAUAAAUAUGAUUUCCAAAUCAAAAAAUUAAAUGAAACGCCAUUACCAACUGCAGUGAUCCCUAUUCAAGAUGACGAACUAACAGAAUUACAAGAGCAGGUUAAGGAUGCUGAAUCACGCUUUUAUCAAGUAAAAGCACUUGUUCAACAAGUAGGACAAGAAUGCAAGAAUCAAAUUUUAAGACUGAAUGAAGAAAUUCGCGCAGAAACAGAUGAAAUUAAUUGUGAAUAUGCAGCUUUACAACAAAAAAAUACAGAACUCACGCAAUCUAUCAAAGAAGUUGAAAAUGCAAGAAAAAUUGAACUUGCUCGAAUUGAUGCUGAAAGAGAACAACUUGAAAAGUCAAAGAUCCCUACAGAGCAGUAUGAAAAUCAAAUUGCACAGUUGAAGAAGGAAAUUCAUGAAUUAGAUUUACAUAUAAUGGAUUUAGAGACCAAAAUUGAAAAUGAACAAAAAGCCGAAAAGGUAAGACAAGAAACUGCUGAAAAACUUCAGCAACAGAUAGAUGAAAAAAGGAAAUUAUCUGCAGAAUCAAUAAAGAAUUCUAAAAAUAUUCUUGCAACGCAAAACAAGGAAUUACAUAAAUUGAAGUCUCUUAUUGAGAAACAGAACGAAACUAAUGAACGUCUAAAAGCAGAGCUCGAUGCUUUACAGAGAGGAGAAGCUCAAAAGCCUGAUUUUGAUUUGAUUUUUGAGCAAGAUAAAAAUGAAAUCCAAAGAAGAUUUGAAGCCGCGAUGAGAAAGGAAAUGAAAGCUCAAGAGAAAAUUGGAGCACAGCAAAGAGAAAUAGAUGCACAAAUACAGAAAAAGAAGCAGACGAUUAAUCAAUAUAAUCAAGUUAUAUCUGAUUGUCUUCAAGAAGCCAGGAAAAUGGCCCAAACAGCACAUGAAAGAAGGCAAAAAUGUAAAAUUUUAUCUGCUCAAUUAAAACAACUUCAAGGAGAAUAUGAAGCACUGCAAGCUAAAGCUAAUCAAAAUAUGCCUUCUCAACCGGCAAACUCUAAAGCUCCUUCAUCUCCUGUCAUUAAAUUACCAGCGCCUAAAUCUCCACCAAGAAAAUCCGAACAAAAGAAGCCUCCAAAACGUCCAGUAGAUUUAAGCGAAGUUGAACAACUUUCUAAUGAAUUAGAUAAAUACGGAAAAGAACUGUCCGCUGCCGAAGAAGAAAUGAAACAGUUAAAGAAUGAAGAAGAAUCAAUCUACAAAGAAAUUGUAAGACUGAAGAAAGAAAAUGCAGAAUUAGAACAAGGCCUUGAAAGAUAUGAUGAAGUUUUUCAAUAUCAUAAGAUACUGAAACAAGAAUCUGCAUCUGCAGUUAGUAAUGAUAAAACAUCUAAGAGUACAUCAGGAAAGAGGAAAUAA